CCUGAUAGCACUGAGAGCUGAGGAGGGGAGACAGACUUCUGCAGCUGGUCUGCCCCGAUCCCAGCCAAGCCCGAGCCGCGCCAAACACGCACACAGCGCACCAGUGUUGGGAAAUCCAGGCAUUUUUCACCCACACAAGAUCAGACAUGAGAAACCACUUGGCCUCUUCAUAUCUCUCACCCCGUCUCACCCCCGUCUCCUGUCUUCGCUCUUUGCUCCUUUCGAUUAUUUCCCCCCCGCAGCAUCAGAGGCACCACCAGCUGUGCCAGAACGGCAGAGCGUCCAGCCUACCUUCCAACUUCAUUAUCUCCACACGCACAGACAGACCGUCCCUUGUAGCCCUUCGUAGUUCCCACAUCGCAGCCAAAUGCAAUGUGACAGCGCCGCCGCAGUCCUCGUCCGCAGACAUCACAGGGCACCCCCCCCCCACCCCUCUGUCCAUGGAUAGAUGGCACCCCCUGCUUUUUGCCUGUGCAUGCAAGCGUUGCUGUUACUUUGCGUGCGGAAGAUGCAGGGCAGUUUAUAAUUCUGCUGAUGAAGAUUCUCGGUCAUCCAGAAUGCCUCGCAGGUUCUUUUCCUCAGACCUUGCGUUUUCCAUGGCCUGCUUAUUGAAGCCCCCCCCUGGGGUCCAACCUGAUAUUCGCAGACUCUUCCCGCUCUUAUUUGAUCCUACAGUGUUAAGAUCCAAAUCCAAUAUCGUCGACUUGGCAGAAGAACCCCCCCACCCCCUUACUAUUGUUUCAUCAGUCAAAUAGCAGACAUAAGUAUAUGUUGCCUCUGAGUCUCAUGAAGCAUAUUGACUUCUGUGCCAUUUUUCCAAGGGCAAGACCAUCAAUUUCUAUCAGAGCUCCUGAGGUAAUAGUGAUCUGCAAUCAUGUUGCUGCUUCUGGAAUAACAUGCCUUGAUGAGGAUACAGUAGUACUGCAAUGCAUCAGAAUAUAAAUACAUUCUUUUACAUAUUCUCUGUUAAAUGAAUUUAUGCAUCCCUGCUUAUGUUUGGUUAAAGCAAGUUAACUCUUCACUG
Messenger RNA from Cyprinodon tularosa, 1024 nucleotides. RefSeq lists its product as uncharacterized. The record is from RefSeq and is a predicted model, not a curated record. The transcript has 4 exons. Lineage: Eukaryota; Metazoa; Chordata; Actinopteri; Cyprinodontiformes; Cyprinodontidae. Bases 147 to 755 code for a protein of 202 amino acids.